UCCUUUCUUUCCCAGGACCGGCAGUUGUAGAGCAAUGUCUGUGUCAACGUCAGCACUUGAUCCAAUUUCCUUCGCUAAGGAUUUCAUUGCUGGUGGUGUAGCUGCUGCCGUCUCUAAAACAGCUGUAGCACCUAUUGAACGUGUGAAAUUAUUAUUGCAAGUUCAGCAUGCAUCCAAACAAAUUACAGUUGAUCAGCAGUAUAAAGGUAUGAUAGAUGCCUUUGUAAGAAUUCCUAAAGAACAAGGUUUUCUUAGUUAUUGGAGAGGAAAUUUGGCCAAUGUCAUUAGAUAUUUUCCAACACAAGCCUUAAAUUUUGCUUUUAAAGAUAAGUACAAACAAGUUUUUCUCGGAGGAGUUGAUAAGCGAACGCAAUUUUGGCGUUACUUCUUGGGUAAUCUUGCAUCUGGUGGUGCAGCUGGAGCAACUUCACUCUGCUUUGUGUAUCCUCUGGAUUUCGCCAGAACACGAUUAGCUGCUGACAUUGGUAAAGCUGCAUCUGAUCGAGAAUUCAAGGGACUAGGCAACUGUCUUGUCAAAAUUUUUAAAUCUGAUGGCUUAUAUGGUUUGUACAGAGGCUUCAAUGUAUCAGUACAAGGGAUUAUCAUCUAUAGAGCAGCCUAUUUUGGAUUUUUUGAUACUGCCAAGGGAAUGCUGCCUAACCCAAAAAGUACACCAUUCUUGAUCUCUUGGGCUAUUGCUCAAACUGUAACAACUGUUGCUGGUAUUAUCUCUUAUCCAUUCGAUACUGUGAGAAGGCGUAUGAUGAUGCAGAGUGGACGUGCUAAGUCUGAAUUGAUGUACAAGAAUACACUUCACUGCUGGGGCAAGAUUUACAAACAAGAAGGUGGAAAAGCCUUCUUUAAAGGUGCCUUUUCUAAUGUUAUUAGAGGAACAGGAGGAGCUUUAGUGCUUGUUUUGUAUGAUGAAAUUAAGACAUUCUUUUUUUAAAGUUGGUUCUUCAUAGAAGGGAAAUUAUAUUUAAUAUUUUCUUAUGUCUAACUUAUACAUCACUGUUCCAUUUACUGCAUUCCUGUGUUGGACCAAUUUUCAUGCAGAAUAAAAGUAUUUUCAUACCUUGAAA
Stegodyphus dumicola is the source of this 1082-nucleotide messenger RNA. Its product is annotated as ADP/ATP translocase 3-like. Gene Ontology annotation, molecular function: ATP:ADP antiporter activity. The record is from RefSeq and is a predicted model, not a curated record. Gene Ontology annotation, biological process: mitochondrial ADP transmembrane transport; mitochondrial ATP transmembrane transport; negative regulation of mitochondrial outer membrane permeabilization involved in apoptotic signaling pathway. Lineage: Eukaryota; Metazoa; Arthropoda; Arachnida; Araneae; Eresidae. Gene Ontology annotation, cellular component: mitochondrial inner membrane.